Molecule: messenger RNA, 1050 nt
Organism: Kockovaella imperatae
Lineage: Eukaryota; Fungi; Basidiomycota; Tremellomycetes; Tremellales; Cuniculitremaceae
Product: ornithine decarboxylase antizyme-domain-containing protein
Exons: 3
Coding region: 1-1050 (349 amino acids)
Molecular function (GO): ornithine decarboxylase inhibitor activity
Source: RefSeq, a predicted model, not a curated record
AUGUCCCGCAAUAUCAGACAAAUGACAAGUUCCAAUAGGAAUCUCGGCCCCGCUGGCGCCUUGGGCAGCGCUAGCAAAGGGGCACCUGACAUUCUCCCAUCCCUCUUCUCUACGACUAUUCAUCACGAUAUCGAUAAUCCGACUUGUCCCGCUCUUGCCGUUGCAAGAGUUGGCGGUACUGGAGGACAAAUCUACGUUUAUUCGGAUGAGCCCGUCGACUCUGUCAGUGGGCCGCCAAGGGGCGUGAGAGACUCCUUGAUGUCCUACCUGUUAUCGUGCUCUCAUCCUGCGACUGUCAAGCAGGACUCUCGGAUCCAUCAACCUGUACCACAAGAUCAUCAUACCCUUCCUUUGACGCCUCCGUCAUCUUAUACCCCCAAUGUGAACAUUCCUCAAGCUUCCGCCGUUGUAAAUCAUCUUGAUCGAAGACAAUCCCUCCCUCUCACGCCAGACUCCAUCCCGACCGACGAGCCAAUGAUUCAGUCUCUUCCCAGCCCUCAAACUUGCCCCUCUCCGCCUCCUAGAAUGACGACGCAUGUGUCCAUCCAAUUGGUCAAUGACCUUUUUCCUCGACAAGCCAGUCAAUUUGAUACUUGUACCCAUGCGCUGGAAAUUGUCACUCCGCCUGAUCAUAUCACCCAGGGAUUCAUUCUCGACCACCAACUCUAUGGUCGAUCCGUGUAUAUCCACCUUCGUCCACCUCAUUCCGCUUCGGAUCGACCUGAAGAUCUCUCUGCAAAUUUUUCAGAAGUUCUUAGACCUCACGAUCCAUCCCGUAUGCGAGGGACGAGUCCGGACGAUGAUUUGGCCGAAAGUCAGGCAUUGGAUAUCAGAGAAUCCCUCACGGCAUUACUGGAUCUGGCCUCAGACUCUCUAGACGCGAAGAAUUUGAUCCUUGUCCUUGACAAGAGCGACCGAGAUCUGGGAGGUCUAGAUGAACUGCUCCAUUCGCUCAUGUUUGUCGGAGGUCAAGUUGUCAGACCUGGUUUACUGGAAGGAGGCUGGGAUUGGGAUUCCAAUCGCUGGGUCUUGGUCGGGAUCGAGUUGUAA